GCAGCUCUCCAUUCACUGUGUCCCCCCCCGCCCCCCCCCCCCCCCCCCCAGGGAACAACACAACCUCAGCCCGCUUGAGCGGGAGUCCCACUGAGGCGCCCUUUGGGGCGUCAGCUGCCACUGUCACCACCAGGUGGCGCCCCUUGCACCAGCCCGAUCCCCACCCGCCCAGCUCACUAUCUCCCCCCAAUAUUUCCUUUCACUUUCGAUCUCCGGCUGUCACCCGGCGUGGCCCCUUCCACACCCAGCUGGGGCAAGCCUGAUCCGGCCACAGGCAUGAGGGGCCCCGGGCCGAAAUGAUAGUGCUGGCGCCAGCCUGGAGCCCAACUACCUCCCUGCUGCUCUUGCUGCUGCUGAGCCCCGGCCUCCGCGGGACCCCGGACUGCUCCUUCCCCCACAGCCCCAUCUCCUCCACCUUCACCAGCACCAUCGGCAAGCUGUCUGACUACCUGCUUCAAGAUUACCCAGUCACUGUUGCCUCCAACCUGCAGGACGACGAGCUCUGUGGGGCUUUCUGGCGUCUGGUCCUGGCCCAGCGCUGGAUGGGACGGCUCAAGACCGUGGCUGGGUCCCAGAUGGGGAAACUGCUGGAGGCUGUCAACACCGAGAUACACUUCGUCACCUCAUGUGCCUUCCAGCCCCUCCCCAGCUGUCUUCGCUUCGUCCAGGCCAACAUCUCCCACCUCCUGCAGGACACUUCCCAGCAGCUGGUGGCCUUGAAGCCCUGGAUCACCCGCCGGAAUUUCUCCAGGUGCCUGGAGCUGCAGUGUCAGCCGGGUAAAGACUCCUCCACCCUGCUGCCCCCAAGGAGUCCCGGGGCCUUGGGGGCCACAUCCCUGCCGGCCCCGCAGGCCCCUCUUCUGCUCCUCUUGCUGCUGCUGCUGCUGCCCGUGGCCCUCCUGCUGCUGGCCGCUGCCUGGUGCCUGCACUGGCGAAGGAAGAGACAGAGGAUGCCUUACCCUGGGGAGCGGAGGAGGACACUGAGGCCCAGAGAGAGGAGUCACCUGCCCGAGGACACAGAGUCGGAACUUGGAGGAAGUCAGCUAGAAACUGGUCCUUUCCUUGGCCACAUUGCUCCUGUCACUGUCUGCCCAGGAUGGAGGCAACGCCAGCACCAAGCAGCGGCCCCGGCCUCACCCUCCCCCCUCUGUACAAAGCCCUUGUCCCCAGGAAAUUGUAUAUAAAUCAUCCUUUUCUACCAGCUCUGGCCAGGC
Molecule: messenger RNA, 1214 nt
Organism: Balaenoptera acutorostrata (minke whale)
Lineage: Eukaryota; Metazoa; Chordata; Mammalia; Artiodactyla; Balaenopteridae
Gene: FLT3LG
Product: fms related receptor tyrosine kinase 3 ligand
Exons: 8
Coding region: 297-1184 (295 amino acids)
Biological process (GO): positive regulation of cell population proliferation
Cellular component (GO): cell surface; membrane
Molecular function (GO): receptor tyrosine kinase binding; cytokine activity
Source: RefSeq, a predicted model, not a curated record